AUGUUCCCGUUUUCUCCGGCUGAUGUGCCAACUCUUUCGUACUUCGAUGAGUACAGAGGAAGGCGGGUACAGUGUCACUUCUGUUUCCAGGAAGUCGACGGUAGCACUCUGCUCAAUCAUUUCAAAGACGACUUGAGAGUAUUUCGGUACCCAAGUAACUCGUGUUAUGGAAUCGCUGCAACUGGCGACGCAUUGAGAGCACAUUUGAGACGCCUCCAUUUUUAUUCUCGUCCUCCUGCGGUGCGGGGAUUUGAUAUUGAGCAGAGACGCAUCCGAGCGGACCGGAUGUUACAAGAGUUUCAAUGCAUUCAACGCAAUAUUCUAGUUGAUCGUUCUUUCAUGAUUUUGUAAAAUGUCGUGUCAUCUUUAUCCUUCUUCUCCUCUGCUGUGGAUGCUGUCUUGGUGCCUAUUUCUGUUGUCGAUCGAAUUUCGAUUGUGGAGAUGAUAAGCGUGACGAUCAACAGUAUCAUGAUCUCAGUUGAAGUUCGAUGAGCAUGAGCACGAUCCUGACUGGGAUAUGGAGGACGUUCAACAAGAAAAUCGCUCCAAAGAGGCACCGGUUGAAGCUGUGAAUAGCCAGGAUGCCACUAGCCCAGCCGAAAAAGUCUCGAAAAUCAAGGAAGAUAUUUCAACUUCAAGCUCUCGAGUUGAUCCGAUGUACAGCGACGAGGAUAGCGAGGAUGAAACGAGCGAUGCUGAUAGCAGUGAUGAUGAGAACCGCGAGUCGGAAGAAGAAGAAGAUGAAUAUUGA
This is a messenger RNA of Caenorhabditis elegans, 751 nucleotides long. Lineage: Eukaryota; Metazoa; Nematoda; Chromadorea; Rhabditida; Rhabditidae. The record is from the annotation of a RefSeq genome assembly.